AUGGCUCCGUACGAUAUUGACUGGGAAGGUCUUAAGAAAUUCAUCUCUGAGAAGGAGGGUUAUGAGCGCAACUUCGGCACCGCGGCGCCUCUCACUAAUGCUCAAAGGGCCGCAAUUCAUACCUUAGUCCCACCCCCUCAAGCAUCUCCAGAGGAAGCCACGGAUGACAUCAACUGGGUAUCUACUUUGCUACACUACCUUCAGGUCCACCAUCUCACAUCUGAUAUCAAAUUCACCGAUGAACCCGUCCACCUUCCGAACCCAGUUGGCAAAGGCACAGAUUUGAAAUGGAGAUGCUUCACCGAGCUGCCCAAUGGUGAAGCGGCAGCACCGUCUCCGACAGCGGCACCGUCUACCCAGACAGAGGCAACGCGUCCCACCAAACGGCAAGGCUUCCAGGACGGGGACGUACCUCGACAGAAUAUGCCGCCAACCAGUGUCAUCCCCGGCCUCUCCAUGGCGCCCUUCAGCGGCGAUGCGAUUCAACCGCGUUCUCUGUUCCAGGCCGACAGCAACCCGCCCCCAAGCAUACUCACGCCUGGCGACUCUGUGCGACGAAGCGAACCACGGCCGGUAGCAGGCCAGGUCGCGGAGCUUGCUCGGGUCCUCAAGCUCCCGCAGCCGCGCUACGACUGUAUCGCUGACGUCGGCAGUAGGAACACCUGGUCAGUGACGGCCGAUUUUGGCGGCCAUCAUCUACCGCCUGUGGGGCUCGGCGCGUUUUCGGGGGUGUUCACAAAGCAGGCUGCGAAGGAGAGGAGUGCUGAGGCGGUUUUGGAGUGGAUGAUCGGCGUGAAGGAGGACCGGGAGCAGAUUGCAAAUGACUUCCUCGAGGGGGGGCUUCUUUGA
This is a messenger RNA of Verticillium alfalfae VaMs.102, 849 nucleotides long. RefSeq lists its product with no specific name. Bases 1 to 849 code for a protein of 282 amino acids. NCBI's taxonomy places the organism in Eukaryota, Fungi, Ascomycota, Sordariomycetes, Glomerellales, Plectosphaerellaceae. The transcript has 3 exons. The record is from RefSeq and is a predicted model, not a curated record.